AUGGCCGACCCCUUAAGCAUCGCCGCAAGCAUUGCGGGGCUUCUCUCACUUGCGGAUAUUGUCUUUCUGCGCUUGUCCAAGUAUAUCAAGUCAGCCAAGAAUGCCGAACAAGAGAUCAGCGACUUAUGCAAAGAAGUCAAUUCGGUUGGGGGAACUGUCAACAUGUUGUCGCGAUUGGCAACCUCCCUGGAGGCGGAGGGCGACUCUCCCAUACAGGGCUUCCGGAUGCACCACAUUGACGGCUGCGCGACAAUCCUAUGUGAGAUUGUCAACAAGACGAAGAAGUAUGAAGACAAACCAGGAGGAAAACUUAAACGACUCACAUGGCCAUUCUUUUCUUCAGAGACCAAGAAAAUGCUUGCAGACCUCUCUCGACACAAGGAAAACAUGAACCUUGCUUUGUCAGCCACUUCAUUGGAUGCAUUACUGCGUUAUCUCGCGAAAGAGGAAGAAAGAAAUAGAACCACGGCUGUAAUAUUAGCCGAUGUUCAGAAAACCAAAGAGAUUGCGGUACGGAUUCGCGAGACCGCCCAGCGAGAGCGAGUCCUCGACUUCUUCCUGAUAUACAACCCGCAAUCAGAUUACGAGAUGAGUGUAAAGCUACGGCACCCAAGGACGGGCUUGUGGCUUGAACGCCAUUCUUCUUUUCAGCAAUGGCUACAGAACCAAACGUCCAGGCUUUGGUUAAGUGGCAUUCCCGGCGCAGGCAAAACGGUACUCGCAGGCUCAAUCAUUGGCCAUGCUCUUGUGAGAAGCUCAGAAACCGUUGCUGUGGGCUUCUUCUUUUGCGACUACAAGAACGAGGUGACGCAAAGCUCUGUCAACAUUCUUGGGGCUUUGGCGUACCAACUGGCGAUACAGAGCGAGGAAGCAUAUUCGAUGCUUGAGGAGUAUUACUCCGAACUUCACCCAGACCGAGGACUUCCUAGAUCUGCCAACCCCGAAGACCUAAGGCGGAUUAUCAUAAGAAUGUCCCAAGUCUUCGAGCGUACCUAUCUGGUGGUUGACGGUCUCGAUGAAUGCGGAGACCACGCAGAGGAUAUCGUGGAGGCGCUUUGCGACGUGGCAGAAAACUCGGACGACUUAUCGAUGGCGCUACUUAGUCGCGACGAAGACGACAUACAACGACACCUUCGAGAUACCGCAAAUAAUUUUCACAAUAUAGAGAUUGCGGCUCACACGGAGGACAUCACCGAGUUUCUCACGUCGGAAGUAGAACGGCGAGUCCGCAAUAAGAAGCUGGAAUUCGAAGAUCUCUCUCUCAAAGCAGAGAUUCUGGAAAGCCUUGUGGCCGGGGCACGCGGAAUGUUUCGCUGGGUUGCUUGUCAACUGGAUCACCUUGGACAUUGCAUAUCAGACGAGGAAUGUCGAGAAGCCUUGCGCAGUCUCCCACCUGAUCUUCCAGAGACUUAUAUGCGCAUCUUGAGGAGAGUUCCCGAAGCAAAACGAGAAUUCAAAGUCAAACGACGGGUCUCACCUCGAAUUCGCCCAUUUUUCGGUUCAGGAGUUUUUGACCAGCAAUAUCCUACAGUCGUCUAA
Colletotrichum scovillei is the source of this 1539-nucleotide messenger RNA. RefSeq lists its product as uncharacterized. The transcript is spliced from 3 exons. Lineage: Eukaryota; Fungi; Ascomycota; Sordariomycetes; Glomerellales; Glomerellaceae. The record is from RefSeq and is a predicted model, not a curated record. Bases 1 to 1539 code for a protein of 512 amino acids.